Molecule: messenger RNA, 1392 nt
Organism: Babesia microti strain RI
Lineage: Eukaryota; Apicomplexa; Aconoidasida; Piroplasmida; Babesiidae
Product: 50S ribosome-binding GTPase
Exons: 10
Coding region: 1-1392 (463 amino acids)
Molecular function (GO): GTP binding
Source: RefSeq, a predicted model, not a curated record
AUGCGCAUAGAUCUAUACAUAUGUAUAAUAAUAGUGUGGAUAGAUCAACAUGGGUUGGACAUGAUAGUAAUUAUUUCGCUUGUAGUAUUGGUAAUAUCCAAAGUAUAUCCAUUUAAUAUCAUUAGAAAAUGUGUCAGCAGACAUGAUCUAUGUCCAAAGGCCUAUUUUUUUAGCAACGUACCUAUACAUCAGAAUAAUUGCUUAGUUACAUUGAUCGGCAGCACCAAUGUAGGCAAAUCCAGUAUCUUUAAUCGCAUGACCAGAAUGUUUCAAAUGGGAAGUUUGGUAUCUGAGGUUCCAAAUACUACUCGUGACCCAAAUGUGGGAGUUGUCGAGAUUAAUGGGAAAGUAUUUCGCCUAAUUGACACUCCCGGGAUUUGCGAUGACGACAUAACUGAUAAAAUAAUUAAAGUUCAGGUGGAAAAGAUGUUAUAUAAAGCACUUGAGGAAUCUACUAUGUCUAUCCUAGUAGUUGAUGGCCAGAUUGGGAUGACAAAUUUGGACAAAAGAAUAGCAGAUAUGAUACGUAACCACUGUAAAUAUCGCUCGUUAAAUUGCAUAAUAGCUGUAAAUAAGUGUGAAUCGCAUCAAAUGGGUUUAGCAGCGGCUCAGCAAUUUUGGAAUUUAGGAUUGGGAGAACCAAUUCCAUGCAGUGCUUUACAUGGAUCAGGUGUAGCUGAAGUUCUUGAAAAAUGCUUGGAAUAUAUGCCAAAUCUCAAUAGUACAAUUGAAACUACUAAACAUACAACGGUGGCGCUGAUCGGACGACCUAAUACUGGCAAGUCAAGUAUUGCAAAUAAGAUGCUCAACAAAGAUAGAUUUAUUGUAUCACCUAUUGCCGGUACAACUGUUGAUUCAAUAGAUUCAUUUGUUACAAAGGAUAACAAGACAUACCGUAUAAUAGACACUUGUGGCGUGACACAAAAUGUUAAUACUGAACAAUUAAAGUUAAAGACAGAAAGAAGCUUAUUGACAAUCAGACAAGCUGAUGUAUGUAUAUUGGUCAUCGAUUCCACUUUUGGAAUAUCAAAAAAUGAAUUGGAUCUGGCCAAGGCAAUAAAGGAAGAAUCUAAACCUGCUAUUAUUGUCUGUAAUAAAUGGGAUUUGAUAGAUAAAAACGAUGGUACUGUUUACAACAAAGCAUUAAAUUAUGUGAAAGAUACUUUAAAUGAUAUAUGUUAUGCAAAUGUCUUAUUCACUUCUGCCAAUACCGGUCAGAGAAUUAAUCAAUUGUUUGAUCUCAUUGAUCAAUCCGUGGAACAAUACAAUAAAGAAUAUCCACAAAAAUCGUUGAACGAAAUACUCCAAGACGCACUGUUCAUAAGGCCACCAAAUUUUGUCAAGGGCAAGCGAUUCAAUAUAUAUUACGCAGCACAGGUAUUAAAUGGUUAA